AUGGAACGUUACUUGAAGGAAGAGCCGAUGGUGUCGUCGUCGCCCACGCGGUCCGAGUCCCCGUGGCUUACCACGUGGUCGACGAGGGUGGAGGUCGAGGUGGGCCUGGACUGCGCGAGCAGCGUGACGUCCAACAGCAGUUCGCCGUCGACCUGUUGGUCCGGUUUCGCCACGCCGCCGCCCAGUCCGCCGGACGAGACGGACGCGUCGUCAUCCGCGGCGUCGGCGUCGACGUCUCUGCAGCAGCAAUCUUCUUCUUCCACCGCGGCCACCGCCGCCGCGGCCGCCGCCGCCGCUGCAGCCGCGGCCACAGCCGCCGCCGCCACCAUAACGGCUUCGGCCGCCCGGACUUCCCUCGCCGCACGAAAUUCCGCCGCCGCCGCCGCCGCCGCCAACGCGGUCGUUUCCGUGGCCACUUCCACCUCCGCAAGCGUCGCGGCCGCGCACCCCGGAGCCGUCGGGUCCGCCGCGACCACCACCGCCGGCCUGCUGAAGAUCACCGUAGCGUCGCCGUCCGCCAUUAUCGCGGGCACCACCACCAGCAACGCGAGCACCAACACCGCCGCCGUCGGCGGUCGGACCGCGGGCGCCGCGACGUCGACGCAACACGAGACCGCCGUCGCCGGCACGCAGAACAAUAUCAUGCCGGUCCAGGUGUCCGUCACUGCCGCCGCCGCCGCGGCCGGCGGUGCCGCGUUCCAUCCGCGACUCCAUCUGUCGCCCGACGCCACCAAGAAGAUACACAAGUGCAAGUAUCCCGGCUGCGAGAAGGUGUACACGAAGAGCUCGCAUUUGAAAGCCCAUCUCAGGACGCAUACCGGUAAGUCUCCGCGUACAAACUAUUGUCGUAAUAUCGUAACGGUCGCCGUUCUCGAAUUUUUUUUUCCCCGGGAAAUAAUAUCCGAAAAAAAUUGUCCGGGGAAAAAACGUCCGGAGGUAAACGAUUGUAAUGCUUCUGUGAAUAACGCAAUAAAUACAAUUUCAGUAUACCGACCGACCGACUAGAUCGCGGUGGCCGCGUAAAGUAAAUUUACCGUAUUAUUACGCAUAAAUGUCGUCGAGUGCUGAUACGGAAACGCAAUAGACAUUUGUACGCGACGUAUAAAUAAAAUUUUUAAACUGUGCUACUACUCUUCGUGAUAUCGGUUCACAAAUAAAACCGAUAGAAAUUCUAAAUAUCAUUGUAAAUGUCCAAUGAAAAUCCGUUCCAUCGAUACACCGUACGAUUGGUUCGUACAGCGUUACAAUUGGCCGGACAUGUUUACUACCGGACGUUUUUCCGUCGGACAUUUAUACCCACGGCCGUGCGGGAUACAGACCAUUUAGUUCUCUUGGCAGAGCCCGUUAGAAUUCCGACGUUUCUGGAAUGGUAAAUUCCCGUUGAAAAAUUAUCGUCAAUAUUCGCGGAGGCCGCGACAGUGAUAAUGACGACGGGGAAAGGCUUGGAAGGGGCGGUGUUUCCGGGGCGCGCGGGUUUUCCGACCGCGCGGCGUCCCUAGGCCGGCGCCGCGUAAUUCGGUUCGCGUCCCGGGAACAAGGGUACUCGGGACGGGCGUCCGGGGGGCUCGAGCACGUCCCGCACGCGCGCAGCAAUCGCCGCAGGUAAAUUUCGACCGUAUCGCGUGUACCCUGAAUAUACGUGCGCGGUUGUCGAUGAGUUUUCCUUUUUUAUUAUUUUUUUUUUUUUUGUUCAUUUUCCCUCCUUCUCCUCACUUGACCCAACCCCCCGCCCCCCCAAUCCCCCCCCCCCCCCUUCAGCAGACCGACCCGUGGACGUUUUCUUUACACUUUUAAUCCCGGACGCAUCCGCGCGCGCGCGUGCGUGUAAACCGUGCGACGGCGGUUCGUCGAAUCCCACGCGAUUUUUUAAUUCCUCUCCCGUGUACCCCGGCUGACGUUUGCCCGUAUUGAAAUUUCACUCUGACGAGAGAACGAUUGAGAUAUUUUUUAUUUUGCAUUUUUCCCGGAUUCCGUUUUUUUUUAUUUUUAAAAAACGAAUUACACGGUAUACACGAACGCGUACCGCCGUACACGUCGUCGCUGGUUUUUUUUUUUUUUUUUUUAAUUAAAUGUCCCCUGCACUCGUCGUCCUUGUUAUCGCGUACUCCGGCCGCGGUUCGGUUUUACUCAUUUCGCGACCGGAAUAGAGUUUCUAUUUCAAAACGAUUUUGGACGAAUUUUGUUAUGCACGACACUCGUCCCGCCCGUAUACGUUCGGACGCGCACGAAUUGCCUCCCGUGAAUUUUUUUUUUUUUAAAAUUUCACUCGAAUUGCCUCUGAUUUUAGAUGGUAACAAUCUUGUAUCGGAUUCGAUAAUAUAAAAAGAAAAUAAAAUAAAAAACCGAACCUAUUUAAUUCUGUUUCCGCCGCGUCGAGUGGAAAUUUUCUCGCGCUUUUACACCGGGCCGCGCGUAGAAUAUCCCGGGGCCAUUAGACCCGGGUGAAAUAUCGCGAGCCGGUUGACGCGGAUACGGACACGAAGACGAGUGUCGCGUAACCGACUUACGCGGAAUCGUUCCGUCGGAGUGCGCGUCACAUUAAGAGGAGGCCGUCGCGUUAAACGCGAACAUUAAGCCGUGAGUUUAAAACGUCACUGAAACAUUUCCGUUUCACCUCGUCGCUGGUGCCAUGCGAGAGGUUUUCAACCUAAUUGCGGGGAGAGAGAGAGAGAGAGCGAGACGGUGAGAGGGUGAGAAAAUAAGGAAAUUUCCCGGAGCCUAUAGAACACUGCGGCAGAUUUUUCUUUCGGCCGGUUAACGGGUAGUUUUUUACAAACGCUUUAAAACUUUCCGUUUUAUAUGCACGUUUUUUUUUUUUUUUUACUACUCCUUCCGCCGGACACGCGAUAAUUGACAGCAAUAACAAUAUAAUGUACGUGUAUGUUUAUAUUCGUGUACACAGGCGACGGUACAGCGCGCGUUAACACUGCAUACGUUAUCGGGAUGGUUUUUAUUAUUAUUAUUAUUAUUAUUACAAAUUUUUAAUACUAAAGCUGCUUUUUUUUUUUUUUCCGGUCCAUUAGUUUCGUUAUCGACUAUAGCAGCCGGGAGUAUAGCGCGCGCAAUAAACGUUUAAAACUUUGCGGAAAUUUCGCAAUAAUUCCGUGAAAAUUCCCGUAUUUCCGCGAGACUUUUACGCGCGAACGAGGUAGUCGACGACGACAGUAAAAAAAAAUGGGAAAAAAAAAAAUAAAAAAAAAAAAAAUGUUUGAAAUAUUAUUGCGAUUAUUCUCGUGAUUUUUCAGCGCGAUAUCGUUAUUGUUUUACGGCGGUUACUUUGAUGAUUUUUUUCAAACUCGAAACAGCUAUUGUUUUCGCCGGCAUAGCCGCUUAUAACGUUAUCGUUAUUAUUAUUAUUAUGUUAAUGAAUUUGACGUCAAAUUAAAAAUUUAACUUAAUUGUUAUAUACGCCGCGGUCGGCGGAAAAAAAAAAUCGUUGAAAACGUAACAAGUAUUGUGUUUUUACGAAAGCGAUCCACGGUCUAUUGAUAUGUGUAUAUAUAUAUAUAUAUAUUAUAAGUAUAUUGUAUUGUGGUUUUUUUUUAUUUUUAUUUUUUUAUUUCGUAUUCGAAAAAUUAGGAUUAAUGAGUUUUAACUCCGGCGGGGGGUUGAUUAUAAUUUAUGAAUUACGUCCGCGAUACCUAACCUACCUGUGUACAGCGUUAUAAUUUAUUUAUCGUAAUAUUCUCGAGUCGCGCCGUGUAAAUACGACAAUGAUAAGUAAUCGUUAACGGUGGGAGGGGGUGAGGAGGAAAGAACCGUAGGCAGCCAUAACGAUGAUAUUAUAACGGCCGUGCAGAUAUUUCGGCGCAAAGUUUUAAUUAAUUUUUAUCGUAAUAAUAAUAUUGCGUUUUGCAGAAUAUUAUAAAACAAGAGGGCGAUUAAUUUGCGUACGGUGUUUUCUUACGUUAUUAUUACUAUGCUUACGUCUUUAUACGAUAUCCGCGGGUUUAUUAUACUCAUAUAAAGGGCGGACAAUACGCUCAAGGGCGCCCGCAGAAAUAUAAACCGGGAAGGGGGGGGGGUUAAAGUCAAAAGUAUAAGCUUUUUUUUUACAACUUACAACUUACAAGUAAUCAUAGCUUAAAUAUUUAAACCACACAAGCAAUCAAACAAUUAAUGUUUAAUAUUGACUAAAAUAUCGUAGAACGCCAUGGCUCCACCAUUUAGGAGACCUAUAGCUCUGACAUGAGUAUCUAAGAAUUUUUAACUGGAGCGAAUUUUCGCAAAUAAAUAUCGUAAAAUGGUCUUCUCUACCCGAUUCGACUAUGGUAAUUGGUAAUAUAAAAGCCGAGUUUAAAAAAAAAAAAAACAAAAGUCAAAUCAAUAUAAAAUAAUAUACAUCGAGCUUAUCUCCUUGUAACCUGGCCGAAAUUGCAUUUCGAAAUUAAAUUACGUACUUAUCUUUUUUUUGUGUUUUGAGCCAGUGGUGUGAAGGAAUAUAACCCCUAACCUGCGUACACCAUUACUGACACGUUACAUUUGACCAUCCUUAUUUUUGGGGAUGAACCGCCCGUCUUGUAGCUUAGGUAGGGGGAGAGUAGCGAAUUAUUGUACAAACACCGCGCGCUGUUCCGCCACAAUAAUGAUGCGCCGCUACUAUCUCCCCAUCCAAACUCAAGAGUAGAAUAUCUCGUCGACGUGUUGACGGUAAAUCAAACAUUUGAACAUCCAAAUACUCCGUCUAUUUACGGAAUUUUCAAUGUAGGCGGCCGUUUGAAAAUCGAAAACACACGGUCGGUUUACCGCCGAAAAUAACGAGGGCAAAAAAUGCAACGUUUUAGAACUGCAGCGGUUAGCACCCCGUAUAUUACAUAAUAUAUUAUACUUUUAUGUACACCAGCGGUUCUCGACCUUUUUUAUUCUACGCCCGCCCCCCCUGUAAAUUUUCAAAAAUCUCAUACCCCUCCACCCCUUACAUUGGAUUAGACUAUUGGAGUUAAGACGGACUUUUUUUUUUUUUUCAGCGAGCCGUACAUUUAAAUUUUUCAAAACACCUAUAUAUUACGCAUUGCAUACGACUAAAAUUAAUUUAUUGUAUUCAAUUUUCUACCGGUUGUAAAUCGCAUAAUCGUUUCAACAACGAAAUUCUCGUUAUUUCAUCAUCGCUCUGUAUUCUCCCCGCGCAGUAUCUCGAUUGCCCCCCCCCAGCUGUCCUUCGGUCGUCGUACGGCGUGUGCACGGCGUACGCGUAUACAUUAUUAUACCGUCGUGCGCGUGUAUACAGUGUAUACUAUACACAUAAGUAAGUAAGUAAGUAAGUAAAUAAGUAAGUAUAAGUAAGUUAUACGAUACACAGUGUUGCGGCGGCGACGGCGGUAGUAUUAAAGUGGCGGUAGCUGCGGCGGCGGCGGUACGCGGUAUACAUCGGUGUAUAGGUAUAUGUAGUGACGGUUGACCGGACCUUUUCAAAAAUAAAUCUCUCGACGGGAAUCCCGUCUUAAAAGAGUGCGCGGGGGCCUCUCGCGGACCGGCGGCGGCGGAGGCGGCGCGCGGUGUGCCUGCCCGUAACGCGCGGUACACUCGGACCGUGCACGCCGUCGGAGGGGUGCGACGGAGCAGUACAUAAGGGGGCGAAGCGAAGGGACUAUAUAUUGAUCGGUCGGCGAGAGAGAAUACGACCGAGUCGAGUGUAUAUACAAUAUGUGUGUGUGUGUGUGUGUGUGUGUGUGUGUAUGUGUGUGGGUGGGUGUACUACGGUACCUAUUAUAUAGAGGUAUUAUAUAGAGUGUUGGUAUUAGUGGAAACAGCGGUCGGACGGCUGACCGGCCGGGUUCGGCUCCGGUAUCGUUUGUCGCGAAAUAUAUUCCGGUGAGGGGGGGGAAGGGGUGGAUGAAAGAGAAGAACGAGCGCGGCGUUCAGACGAUGCGAUCCGACCGCGUACCCGCGGAAACGCAGAACGGGGUACGGAGACGGUAUCCUCCGACGGUAUUCGGCGGAAAACGGAUGCGGCUCAAUCCGGUGACACGGUUGGCGGGAGUGGGGGCGGUGAGCUAAGUCGUAUUUUUCGAAAAAAUAAACCGUGCAAGACGAAAAUCGCGUUUUCGUAGUUUUUAUAUGGUGUAUUAGUCGACUACACAGGCCGAGCCCGGAGUAGGAUGAUAAUAUUCAAAUCGAUAAAAUGGGCGAUCGCGUUUAAAAGUUAAAAAAAAUAGCGAGAGAGAUGAGAGAGUAAUCAUAGAAAAAGACGGCGGAAUUAUAGUGGAAUGGUGGAGAAGACAGUCGACAGAGAUUCGAGGUAAAAGAGAAGAAGAAUCUAUAUUUUUCCGGAGACGAGAUUAGAUUUUUCAUAUUUUAUAGAUCGUUUCAUACGGUUUGAUGUGGUAUACGAAAAAACUGCGAUAAAAAAAAAUAAAAAAAUAGAAGUGAAACUUCAAUGCCUCGGACGAUCAUGCGGUACCCGGAAAAAACACAACAAUAACGCCGGGGGCGAAACGGGUCGGGAGAAGGAGUCGCGAAAGUCGUCCCUAAGCUCUUUGGACGAACGAUUGAGUUUUGAACGUCCGUUAUCGACCGUAUUAAUAGCGUACCGAAAUCGUUUUGGUUUCGGGCCCAAUCCUGUAGAUAAUUUAGCAUUUGAUAUUUCUGGUCAAAAGGCAUGUUUCAAAUAGUACUCGCGGUUUUCGAACUAUCCGGAAAUCCCCGAUUUCGGGACCGGUUUUUCAAGAUGGCGGCCAACGUUUUUUUUUACAUCGGGCUCGCACUUAGGCAACUCAAACCAUUCCCGGUUUAUCAAUUUCUCGUUCAAACUUAAUUUGACUGGCCCGUUGAAUCGUUCGUCCCACGCCGCCGUUCUGCGGAACCCGGAAACAGUGAGGUACGCGAAUAAUAACGCGACUCGUGACGCGAACUAUGUGUUCGAUUUUCAAGCGUUUCGGCCCGAAUAACAAAACGAAAAAUCGUAUCCGCGUAGAAUCAAACGAUCGAACGCAACAAGAAGGCGUUCAAAAAACACCGCGACUCGAAAAUUGCCGGAAUUUCGUCGAACUUUUAAUCGAACAGUGACGACGUCGAAAAUGACAGGCGGAACCGUCGUCGCGCGUGUGUAAAUGUUUCCGUUCGCAAACGCUUUCGCCCGAUUUACGAGUAAACUUCUAUAGCGAAUUCGACAAUUUCGAUCUCCACUCCGCGCGGGCGCCGAUUAAACAUAGGGAACGUUUCCGGCCGAAAGCGAGCGCGGCGGAAACGUUUCCUCGUACGGCAGAAACUAAUACGUUCCUCGAGCGGUCCCGGGGAUCUUUGAAAAAAAAAAAAAAUAAUAAUAAUAAUAAAAGAAAACGGUUUACGAUGGCGGAGCGCGAGUUGGACGCGGGUCCUCGACGCGGGUAAUGUUUCUGCGUCGCGCCUAAUCAACCGGCAAAACGGGCGCGCGAAUGCGACGUACAGGCGCGGGUACACAGGACCGUGGCGAACUUCGUUCCCUCUCCACCCCCCCCACCCACCACCACCGCGAUCGCGAUAAUUAUUUCGGGUUAUCGAUUUCGCUCGGCGCCGCGCGCGUUACGAAUACGAUAUUUAUUGCAAUUAGCCGGGCGGUCGAUAAAUAAUCAAACACGAGCCGAUUGUUGUGUCGCGCACGCCGUCCCAGCGUGUGGACAAUAUUAUAAUAACCGGCGGUAUAUUAUCGGGGUUCCGGGCGGGUAAACGAUAUUGCCCGGAUAAUAUUUACAACGCCGUAAAACUCGAACGAUCGGCGAAUCGGCGGCGAGGUGGUACGGGUUUUUUUUUUUUUUUUUUGGGGGGGGGGGUAGGAUCCGAAUUAAACGGCAAUCGGCUUGAAAAACGAAAAAAAAAAAAUAAUCGAAUUCAUAAUAAUAAUAAUAAUAAUAAUAACAGUUGUCAUUCGGUAAAUAAUGUUUUUUCGAUCGACUAUGUUAUACACGAGUGUUAUGUGUACGUAUAAACGCAUAGAUGUUACAGCGAAUAUUGCGAAUAUAAAUUUUUUACUUUUUUUAUUCGAAUCAUAAUAUUAAAUAUAUUUCACAUUAUUUAUUCGGCUUUCGUACUACAUUUUAAAAAUUCCGAAAAUCAUGAUUCGACUGUAAUGUACGGAAUUCAACCGAGAAAAUGGGCCGAGGACGCUUAAUGAACCGCCCUGUAUACGUACGUCGUCGAUUUCGUUUUCUCCGAUCUAUUUACGUGGGCGUAUUAAUAAUUGGCCGACUCGGUUUCGGUACGAUAACGCCAAAAAAAAAUAUGCGAAAUCAAAGUCCACCCGAACGACUCGGUCGAAAGUUUAUGCGGGGAUGGGUGGGGGUUGGAAGGAAGGAGGGGAUUCGAGACCCGGGUAAUCUCCCGUUUUACCCCUCCCGUCACACUCACCGGGCGUACAAUAACGGGGGGGGGGCCGUACGACCGCAGUGCCCGACGACGGUCCGCGGCUUGUUUACACAUAAUUCGCGUCUCGCAGUUGUGUCGCGACGACGCGGGCGAACAGUUUACCGGGCCGGACCCGUCGAUUAGAACGAAAUCGGCAUCCGGGCCGACGUUCGAAACGCCGCGCGCGUCCGCGGCCGGCGAGGUAUCAAACGGAACUCGGCGCGUGGGCGCUUCCGGUCGGCGGACGGCCCGAAAACAAUAGUCGCGAGCUUCCCCGCAAUUGAUAAUAUAAUAUACGACUAUACGGCUUUCGUAUAUUACACGCGAUAGGUAUACGCGCGCGUAUAUUAUGUAUGUACAAUAUAUAUGUGUGUGUGUGAGUGUAUACGUAUAGGACCCGGAGGCUGCGGUCGCGGAGGAGAUAUAAUGGAAGCCUAAAAAAAAAAAAACGUCCGUCAUAAUAAUAUUAUACCGAAAAACGGCCGGACGCGGGUAAUGUGUCCGCCGCGCGAGGACAAUGAUGCGGUGCGAGUGGAAAAUACUACGGCCGAAUACAAUAAAAAAAAAAAAAAAAUGGCCGAAGGAAAAUCCCCCGAAAUGCGGCGUCGGGAAAAAGGGUACGCUACCGUUUUAGAAGGGGGGUGGGGAGGAAGAGAGGAUUUCGUAUAAAGCACAAUUUAAUUUAUGUCUGCAGUAUACGCAAUAGUAGAAAGUCGUUUACGAUAAACGAUUCUGAGCGGGGUAUUCAUUAUGGACAGUGGAUUUUCCCGUUUUUGCCGAGGUGACCUGCGGAAAUAAACGAAAUUUAUACAAAAACACGUCAAGUUUUUCCGUUGACUAACAAAAUAGUAAGAAAAAUCACAAAAUAGCCUCCCCGACAACGCCGCACUGACUAGAUUAAAAAUGAUACGAUAAGUCUCUACGAAGUUUUUUGAUCAUAAGCGAUAUAUUUUUGGUAGACAAUUAAUAAUGUACAGACACACGCUACGGUAAACCCGAUACACUCCUCAGAAUCUAAUAUAUAUUUUAUAUUAUAAAUCGCUUCGUCUUGCGAUCUUGGCGUUCGGACGUGUUUGGGCCAUUUCGGUAAUAUUUCGGGUAUUUUUUCGACGGCCAUUUUCGAUUCGGCCGUUAUUACCAACUGCGUAACUCGGUGACGGCAGGGUAGUAAAAUCACUAUAACCUCGGGCUUUGCGACAGACGGCGAAGGGCUGACACGAGUUUUUUUAUAAAACGACACUUCGCAAACAGCGCGUGCGUAUAUCUCGUGAGCUUAUUCUGCGGCAAGCGUAACGCCCGAUUUCACACACGCGAUUCCCGGUGACAACGCAACGACGACAGACGGGUUACACUGUGUUCGUCAAGUCGAGUGAAACGAGAUCCCGCGACAGAGGGGUCGGGGCGAGACGGGAAAUGAUAUUGACAGGAAUGAUAUUAAACGUCACUCGGCGAAACCGUUUUUCCUCUCGCGUUAUAUUUUCAAGUAUAUACGCGACCGAAAUACUGCGGUAGAAGAAUUAGAAAAAAAUAAAAACUUCUCGGAUAGCAACAGAAUAAUAAUUUUGCGCAGACAACACCGCCGAUAACAAUACAGUGUUCGUAUCGCGUAAAUGUUACGCUGCAGUAUCACAGCGUUCGACGAGAAACAACAAUCAAAUAUUGCACGGAGUACAAUGAGUUUAACGAAAACAGCGAUUCGAUACGCUGGCGGUCGUCGCGAUGGUCACCGCAGCGCGAUGUUUAAAUCGUAGGGCACCGGAAACGGCGUAGCAUCGGUUUAUUGUUUUUUUUUUUUGUUUUUUUUUUUUACCGAUUGUUCACGCCGUUGUAAUUCGAUUAGAGUUACCGAUAACUACUGUGCGACGUCACGGUGAAUAUCGCGUCCGACUACGGGCGUACCGCGGUUAUCGUGCGCUCGUACGGGACAUUAUCGACAAUAGCCCGGACGAUAACACGAGAACGCGUUCGACGUUGCGGUACUGUGAUAAGACGUCUACAGCGCGUUUCCACAACACUCUGCGCACGGUACACGCAUAACGAAAAGAAACCGUGACGGCGGUGCCGAAUCGACGGGAAUCGCUGUGACGGCGUCACGUAGCGAUCGACGACCGUCGACGCGUCGCGAACCGACACAGUGCACGCGAACGCGAACGCGCACGCGUAGGUUUCGGUAGGUACGAUAAUGUCCGGUGAAUACACCGGACGGCGUGGUCCGGCCACGCCGCCGCGUCCGUCCGUUUUUCCUCGUUGCCGGAGCGGCGUGGCGGGGUAACCGUUAGCGGUGGCCGGCUCCGGCGUUUUAACGGUGCGCCCCAAUCGCCCGCCGACCACGGACGAAAAAUCGGAAUAUCUCGUUCGGCGGAACGACGGAAAUCAAAAAAGUGUCGAAACGCUACGAUCGCGGAGCGGCCCGUUUCUUAAACGUUCCCGGAAACGGAUUCCGGCGAGAGUCAAUGCGUUCCGCGACGGCGAGUGUACGCGCGAUCAAACGGAUCGCCGGGUAUUUUUCCGAGAGCCCGUUCCGCGAUAAUCUCGAGAGACUCCCGGGGGGUUUUACGGUUUGCCGCGUGGGCGCGGCAAUCUAAUUUCGCGCGGUACCUCGGUAAACCGUGAAUACCGUACCGCUGUUAUUUAUAUCGAUGUGCGAUUUCUCUCGACGCGGAGCUUCGCCACAGCAGACACAUUUAAUCGCGCGCACGUUGUCAAUCGGACAGCGGCGAUUUCGGCGCAACGUCGUCAUUGCGCGAUAGGGUUCGGACGCGUACCGCGCGUAGAGGCGCUUAUACACCGCGUUCGAAAACGUAAUAAACUAUCGUAUUACCGUUGGGAAUACCGUGCGUUUUUCAAGGGGACGUGAUAUUGUUGUUAUUAUCGGAACGCGAAUGUGCAAACGACGAAAAAGUCGCAAAAUUAAUAAUAAAAAAAAAAAAAAAAAAAACGCGCGUUUCGAUUAUCGCGAUCGGAUUACAAAAGACCGAAAAAAAAGGUUUCAGGAUAAUAUUUUACGGAACGUCUAUAGCCGACGAACAAUAUCAAUAUAACAACAUAAUUAUCGCGUUACGAAAAUAAUAUCUCCGGUCCCGAUUAAUCGUCGUCGAAUAAAAAAUAAUUAAAAUUCGCGUAAUUUUGUUUGGUUUUUUUUUUUUUUCUCUCUUUUCCGCCGUUUCUGUUUUACAUAAUUUAACAACGGACGUGUGACGCUCGCGCGGGGGACGACGGACCGUAGUUGUAGUGGUAGUAGUCGUUCGGAAAUAAAAUUAAGACCCGGGCGGCUUAUACAGUCGAUCGAAUUAAUGUCACGACCCCUUGUUUUCGGAAUCUUUCUCCGGGACCCCCGCGGCCGUCCCACCUCGCCCGCCCGUCGUCCCGCCGCAGACGUUACUCUUACGUACCGCGGCGGCGGCGGCGACGGCGAAAACACAUUUCGCCGUGCACACGCCGGCCGUUUCAUUGUUUGCCCGACCGGACCCCGGGGUCGUCCCCGGGCCGAAACUCUGCCCGGACGUUUAUUUCGCGCGAGUCAUUCCCAUUGUUAAAAUGUUUACGGACGCACUUCAGUUUAAUUUACCGAAUUUUUGUGUGUGUGUACACGUGUAGCGGCGGCGGAAAUAUAGUGCACGCGUUUUACGGACCAAUAUCUUUUCAAUCGUAAAAGUGGCGCGACGGUUCCGCACACAAUGGAAUCCAUUCCGUUCCGUCUGCGCUUGGGAUUCCGACGUCCGCCCCUCCGCACCAACCUCCCCCCCCGCCUCCCCGUCCGUCACCACCCCGCCGCGACGACCAUCGCCGCCACAUCGCGUUUUAUCCUACUCGCGCGGCGUGUCGUUUUAUGCGCAUUAUGCGCGCGUACCGCUCGCUGUAAUUCAACGCGGUUUAUACGGUUUUUCUCGGAAACGCCGGAAAAAAAAAAUUAAUUUUAACUUUUCUCCUUUGUAAUAUGCACACAUCGCAGUAAUGUACGGCUUCGGGCAUUGUGCAGAGCUUCGCGUUUCGCGUGGUUCGCGUUCUUUUUUUUUCCACGUAUUUUCACCGCGCGUAUUCACGUGAAUCACGCGCUGUCGCGGGCGGUAAAUUCACGCGCAUUAAAUAUACGCGAGUACACGUUCGUCAUUCGCGCGUGCGCGGACACUCCUUUUUCGCGCACUCGACAUCAUUGGCGUGCACACGGUGUUUGACUUUCGUUUAUUAAAUGUCCGGUGUCAACGGUAACCAGCGGAUAUUUAAAUAAACCGCGUUUUUCGUAGAGAAGAUAAAAUAAAAUAAAUUAUUUGUUAAUUGUAUAAAUUGAUUUACAAAAAAAAAAAAAAUCCUACAGAAUUCUAAACUCUGUCCAUUAAAUGUCGCGUACUUUGCGUGGCUCGGUAUUUCGGUCAUCAUAGUCUAGUGUUCUAUUUUAUUGACGGAUAGCGAAAUAAAAAUAGGCAAAAUUUAUUAUUAAAGUACAUGAAUACAGUGCCCGAAUUUAUUAAAUUUUAAUAUUCGUAAAAUAUAAUAUCACCGUGAAUUAAAUCGUACAGUUUUAGAAUGGUAAAUUAGGCUAAAGGGCGGGGUGGAGUGUGGGGGCUUUAUCCCCGCCACUCUGUCAAAUAACACCUAGACGGUGGAAGUCAAUCUCUAACAUCAAUGUUUGUCUCAUAAAAUAAAAAAGUUCACGCUGCCACUGUACUUGCGAAAUUUAUACGUUUUAUGUUGUAAUUCAAUUCGAAUUUUAAGUAAAAAUUGUAUUUUUUAACUAAACAGUCGGUGAAACAUUUCAAUGUGCGUGUGUGUGUACAUUUUAUUAGAGUUUUGCGAGCUUAAAUAUCUUUCGGAGGCGCUGGCGGCAUGACGUAUGUAAAACCCGAAUGCGAAAAUUGCACAGUUUCGAACGCGAAAAUUUUCGUAUUUAUGCGCGGAAAAAAAUUAUGAACUAUUUAUAGGGUUACUCUACGCCGCAAUUAUUUAUAAUAUAGUGACAGCCACACAAAACGGAUAACCGUACGGAUUAGUUUGAGUCGCUUUGGUAGUUAUAGCCGUAUGGUAUCUAGUAAUAUUGUCAAUAAUGAAACAUGUGAUAAUAACGAAAAAAAAAACCGCGAAAAAUCGGUUCGUUCGACGUCGACGGUGACGGGUCCCGAACCGGGAACACUACCUGUCCUAACCCAACGCCUGACCGACCUAGCCGCUAUGAUUGCUGACAUCAGACAUCGAAACUUUUCCGACGUGUGCCGAUAACCUCUCGUACGGAAUACUCGUUGGCUCGCUUCACGGAAACGCGAUGGACGAUCUAAUAGUCCAUUUCGGGGGUUGAAAAAAAUUGUACUUUCUCACGAAUCGAAAUUGUUCACACCGCCACUGGCCGUGGCGGACGUACCUAUUGCCUCCCAAAAUCGAUCCGUUUCUGUACAUUACGUCUGACGCAAACCUACGGCCGUUAGAGUAGGUUAGGUUAGGUUAGGUUGACCGGUCGUUUUCUCCGCAAUUGUCGGACCUCGGCUACAACCGUUUCGUAUGGGUCAGAUUCUAUCCUUUCAUAGGUCAGUCUUACAAAACGGUCGAUGGGACAGACGGGUUCGGGUGAAUACGACGCCGGACAAAACGUCGUACGUGCAAACAAUACAUUCUAUAGGUCAGGUGUUCUGAAACCCUGGCGGUCGAACUUACAAGUCUACACGUGAUACUUUAGUGACAUUCGAUGACUGCGUCUCGACAGAAAAUCCGGAUCCACACAAAGUCUGACUGGGUCCGGGAUUUCGAAGAUUUCUCCGCGAUGUCGAACUAAAUAUUUACUAAUUUUUUUUUUUUUUUUUCAGACAAUUUUCAAUUUAAAUCGAUAAUUGCCGUUCGUAUUUAUACGUUUGUUUUUUAGUAUAAAAUUGAAAAAAAAACGCAUACUUAAGGGAGGAGAAAUCUCGAAUUUUGAAAUCCGAAAUCAAAACCAUCAGAGUACUAAGUUCGAAAUAUACGGAUUUUCGUGGUUAAUCCGGAUUUAUGUCAAAUCACCAAUGUGUGCGCGUGGGUCGGCGUGUCUUUGAGUACAAAACCGCUGAAAGGCGAAACCGUUAACAGUCCUCCGUCCGUCCCCGAAACUCCCUAGAUUCGACGUAAGCCUCUCCCCCUCUCAAUUUAAUAAUAAAUAGAUACCAGUUACGUAUAUAAUAUAACGUACAGAUUAUACCGUCUCGCCGAUGCAUUAUACUAAUUUAUAUACUACGAUAUAAUGCUAUAUUAAUUAUUACCGAACGGUUUUCGCGAGAUGAUCGUCGAGGGGACGAAUCCGUCGUCGUUGAUUCUGUGCCAAAAUUUACCAUCACAAUCAAAAUGCGCUAUUUCAGAUUUCACCCCGAACAUAUAAUGCCUGAAAAAAAAGAACAAUUUAACGUUAAAAAAUGUCUAAAAUAACAAAAACGUUUUCGCUCGGACCAUUUUGUGGGGGGGGGGGGAAUUAUCCGAGUCAUGAUGAAAUCGAACAUAAAAUUCGCGAGAAUGUGUAUUAUCGUAAAUUUAUUUUGUGAAAGCAAUUCGGACAAAACCGGAAUACAAUGAAACAAGGUGAGUCGAAAACUCUGCGAACAAAUUCAAACAAUCUUUUUUUAUGUUUUAUAUUAAUACCUGUGGAUUUAUCGAAUGUUCGACAAAUUUCUAUAAAACGCAUAAACCAAGUCACAUCAAAAGAAAAAUCACAAGUGUAUAAAAACAAGAUCCAAUUAAUGAGUUUGCCACCGGUAGACUGGGGUUGAUUUUUUUUCCAUGCUCAUUAUUGAAUUUCCGUAAACAAACCUUCCCUAUAAAUCAGUGGCCCGGAUAAAAAAUCACGGACGUUAGAAGUUUUUUUUUCACCAAAACUCACCUUUUGUGUGCCCUGAAAAUAGUUAUGGCCACGCUCAUGGUCACUGAUUUACAAGUUACUGCUACAAGUUUAUGGAAAUAAAUCGAUCGAAAAAAAAUGAGCUACCCACUCUUCUUUAAUAUUAGCUGAUUGAUAUCAUAAGCCGCAGCUUAUUCAGCCUAUUGAUUUAACAUACUCUGUGUAAAAAUAAAGAAUGGGAUUACUGAUAAUUAAUUAAAUAAUAAUAAAAAAAAGAUAAAACUCUAGAGUUCGUUUUUUAGUAAAAAGUCGAUGUACUGUUCCCGGGUAGGCGUCUAUGGUGGCGGGUAGUCGGUUAGGUUAGAUAUGCAGGGUAAUGUAUGUAACGAUACGUUUUUGAAAAAGGAAACAAACGAUUCUGAGCGGAGUAGUAAUAUUUGUAGUAUCGGUUAUUAUAUUUAUAUAUUUAUUUUUUACGGUGCGAUGCGAAUAAUUUCCGGAGUCUUUUUACUAACCGAAAUAAAUUUUUCGAAAAAAAGAAAGAAAAAAAAAUCGAGAUGAACUGUUGAAAACUUUGAUAAAUGGUUCGAAUAAAGUUCAACCGGGCAGAAAUUUCGCGUCUUUUGAAAUACUCUAGAAAAAAACCAAAGCAUUUUUACCAACCGAAAAUGUGUUUUUCGAGAAGAAAAAAACACACACGAGCACGCACGCAUCAUAGUAAAACUAAAAGCUUAGAAAGCUUAGAUAAUAAUUUUGGUUUUAAAGUUUCAUAAAAUUGAUAUUUUUGCAAUAUUUCAUGAAAAAUUCUAUAAUAUAUUUCGUUUGAGUGAAAAACAAAAUCCUUUGUAUUUUAUUGAUUACAGUACCUAUUUCUUAUAGUAAUAAUUAAAUAAUUUAUAACCGAUAAAACGAUAAGCUGCCAUGAUUACGGAACUCAGCUAACGACUGUUAUCAGCACGCCGGUUUUUCGUUACCUAUACGUACAACGUUAUACCGAAGACCACAACCACUGUACCGAAACGAUAUCAUAAAACAUAAACUGAUUGGAUGACAUUUGAGUAUUUGACAAUAACUCUCUCAACCGUGAAAAUUUCAAGAUUUCACAAGGCACGACAGUUUCAACUUUGAAAUAUUUCAAAUUUACAACAACACUAAUCAUAAAUAAUACAUAUAUGAAAUAUACGUUGUUGUUUGACAUUUUUUUUUGUUUUUUUUUUUCAAUAUUAAUCGAACGAAUAUUUCCGCGGGGGCGUAAUAAUUUCGGUAUUUUAUAAUGCGUAUUAUUACAUCCGUCUUCUCCGCCUUAAUUAUUACUAUUGCGUUGGCUGUUUUGCAGGAACGACGCGCAUUAGCGAAAUUAAUUAAUCACCCGUUCGGGCGACGCGUACGAUAUUGUGUAUAGGUAUGUACCGCGUAUACCGUGUACAUACCGCGGUUUAUUUAUAUAUCGACGAGCGCCCGUCGCAAGAGCCCGGGCAACCGUGAAAUCGUGUACAAUAGUAAUAAUAAGCCAACCUAACCUGCACCGUCUCUCGGUGCGCCGAUCGCAAAAACUUCCAUCGACAGACGGCUUUUGUUGUUUCCGUGCUCUCACUGGCCGUCUCACUUUGUGUGUGUGUGUGUGUGUGUGUGUGUAUCUCUACCCCCCCCCGCUCAUUUCGCACUCUCUCUCACUCACUCUCUAUCUCUCUCUCUCUCUCUCUCUCUCUCGCUGUCCCUCUCGGCGCGGAAAACCGGAUACGCGUUUCUAUUGCGAAUUUAAUCGUUUCGCGUCGCAACAUCUCGCCCCGCGCCCCGCACUGUCGAUAGAGGGAGGGACGGUGGGGGGGGNGGGGGGGGGGGGGGUGUUCCGGAACAAUCGCGCGAAAACUUUUCCGCAAACGGGUUAAGCCGCGAUUCCCCCGCGAACUUCCGCCGCCACCGUCGCCCCCUAUUGUUUUUUUGGACGACUCCCAAGACCGCCGCGCCGACGUCGCGUAAAACGUAAUACGCGAGUGUACACACGCUGCGCCGCGCGGUACCGACCGGAAAUUAUCAUUAUCGUCAGUGACAAUGCACGUGAUAAUUCGGCCGUCUAUUCGUAUAAAACACGGGCUAUGUCUCAGUUCGCAAAUUUUACAGCAGAGCCUUUUUCAGUAAUUCAUUGUCAAACACGGUACUUAGCUACGGGACAUUGAAACGUCAAAGCGUAUAGCCCCGGGAAGAAUUCGAAUAUUUCAACCGACACUUUGGUAUCGAAAAAUCCGCGCGAUUCGAUCCCGUUCGGAAUAACAUCGAAACGCGAAAAUCGAUAGGAAUAUGCGCAUUCUACAGCGUUUUAUGAUUGGACGGCCUGGUCGUUUUAACGGCGACGACGACGGCCCGAAUACUUUCCGUUCCCCGACCCCGUGAUCCGCGUCCGCCUCGUCCGGAAACGGAAACGUUAUCGCCGAUAAACCGCAAUCGCGACGUUGUGUUUUGUUACGCCGCGUCGUCUGUGGUCCGUGGUCCACGAGUGUAUCGAAUUUUCGGAGUCCCAGACGAAAGACAAUCCAUGGGACCUGGAUAACCUAUCGAUAAUGAAAAUUUUGGAGGGAAACGUUUCAAAAACGUACAAACACGUGAUCCGUUUCCGUUCCGAAAUUUUUUCUCAUAGCAUUGCCCGACAUGCCGAGUUUAAAAACAUUUGUUAUUGAAAUCCUACUCUCCCGGCCCCUAGAAAACGUUAAAAACGAUAAAACGUCGAGUUAGCGUACACGACAAUACGAUAAUGCAUUGCACAUUACUCUGCAUAGAUUUGUACGUCUAGACGGAACAUUCGGCACCGAAACGCGUUCCGGGGUGUAUAGCGUUUCAUUUCUAGAACUGAAACACUCAAGAUGAUAAACGGAGCGUCUCGUUUGGUCGUCGUCGGAGCGCGAAUUCGGUUUCUCUUUCUCUCGCGAGUCUCAGGCUAUAGGGGUUUUUUUUUAUUUUUGUCGUAGCCCAUCUCUCUCGGUCCGUUCGGACCGACCGCGACUCCCGGUCCCCGGGGCGAAUGUUCCGGACAUCUGCGGGACGUAUGAAUCUACGGCACUAUUGUUGUAUACAAUGGGUUCGGAAUCAAUAACAUCCCGGUCCCGGUCGUAAUGUUAUUAUUACCGCCGCCGUCGCGUUAUCGCGUUCGGACGGUCGCCGUUUGAGUGAACUAAAAUAUCCCGCGGACGGGUCGGAUUAUUACCAUCGAACGAUUUGAUAUUAUAAUAUUAUUGCAAUUACUAUCGUUCUCAUCCGGUAGACAAGCCAAACUAAUACGGUCAAGUGUACCGCGUUUUCGUACCGACCAUUAUAUUAUUACUAUUGUUAUUAUUAACGGUCCCGAAGACAUUAUGUUCGAUUUUUGGCUUCGGGGCGCGCGUCAUUGUUUGCGUUUUCAACAAGCCUAAAUUGUUUUAAGCUCCUUAUCUAAACUACCGUUUGUCCGCUGUACACGCCACUGCUAUAUACAUACUACAGAGCCGGCAAAUUAGGGUGUAACGGUUUGUGUUCUCGUCGUUUUCGCCCCCGCAACGUCACACCGACCCGCCGCAGUUCGCGUAUAGAACGGUCCGAUAUUAUCGGAUAAUCGUAACCUGACCGGGCUGCAGCCACCGGGUGUGUAUUCGACCGUCUUCGCAACGGUCCGGGACGUCAAAAAAAAAAAAAAACGAAAAUCGUUAUUAUUCGAUAACCAAUUAGAGGCGUUUCGACGGCCGGAUGCCGGACGUCACGACGCGAUAAAGAGUACGCGUCUCUACGUGCUGCUCGUCCGAAGAGAUCGGGGAUUGAAAAUCGAAAAACCGAAAUGCACGGCCUUUACGAACUUUUUCCGGUCGCGCAAAAGUUUCGACCGGCCCGUAAUAAAACCGGGAAAAAAACCCCCUGCUCGCCAACUUCUGUUAAGUAUCCAUGCUCUACGGUAAUCCAUUGUUCGACCCGCUUUUAUUAUUCAUUAUCCAUCGCGGUGGCUAGACCGUAAUGUAUUUUCGCCGUGCGUCGUCGUGGCCGCAGACAUACGCUAUCUCAAAUCGCGGUUAAAACCGCGCGUCACCGAUGAACAUCUGCAGUUUAUAAUCCCAGAAUGGGAUUUAAUCCAUAUUAAAUCGGAAUGUACACCCAACGAAAAUUUAUGUUGGCUGCUGCGGCAGCCCGGUGGUAAUUUCAACUAAAAUGCAAUCGGUGUUAACGAAAAGUACGAUAAAAAAAACGAACUCGUCACGCUUAUUACAAAAUUAUACAAUCACAAACAUACCGAAAAGAGGAAACUGUAGCUCACCGUGGCCGUAUGCAACAUAAAUCAUAAAACGCAGAUUUUUAAACACGGCGGGCAACAGUGCAGUGGCGAGACGCGAUUUCAUCACGGACGGUUUGUUUCCGUUAAACGGUGACGACGGACGACGCGAUAUUUAAAAUCGGACUGAUAUGAAAAAAUAAAAAGACGUCCUCGUAACAUUGCUUCGGCGGCAACGUGAAAUAUAUUUUCAAAUAACACCCCGGACAUUUAACUUGUGCGAUCGCAGCUAAUUGCGGUUUGCUCGUUUGAGGUCGGAUCGAGGACAAUACACCACUUCUUUCGUCGGUCGCCCCUUUAAAAUUUUCGAAUUUAACCAUAAAUCGUGUUUUGCGGUUGUCGCGCGCGCGGUAACGUUAACGCGGUUUUCCACCGUCAGAGUGGACCGAAGUAGUAUUUUGACGGUAUUCUACCCCAAACCCCUGCCGCCAAUACGCAGUGAACCAGCUUACCUUGUAUGUAUACCGUAAUAGUGCCCGUUGCACUACGAUAACGGAGAUGCGUAUUGGAAGGCGAGUUAGAUUUUACAUGAUACCGAAUCGAAAUUAUUUCUUUUGGACCCCGUUGUGUUUUACAAUCUCGUCUUAUCUCUUUUUGUCUUAUCACUUUCUUUUUCGAUCUGAAUUGCGUAAACAUAUUAAGCACGUCCGACAUAUUUUAACUAAACAUUUAUGCGGAAUUGUCUCGGCACCUUCUUCCGUGUGAACCCAGGAUUAAUUGGCGGUUUUACACGGUUCUAACUCGUCAGCACGGUGAAUUUUCACUUUGCAAUAACCGUACGAUACUUUCGGGAUAAUUGGCCGCACUCGUAAAUAACGAAGAAAUUAAUUCCGCCGCUCGGUCAGAAGCCGACCCCCACACCUCUCCCACAGCUCCAGCACCCCGCGACACUUGUCUUUAAUAUAAUCAUACGUUUUGCACGUCGCUCGUUUUAAAAUGCAUUACAAUCGCGAACCCAAACGAUUUAUGAAAAAUAAAUCGUUCUGUCACGUAACUCGAUUUUUUACGAAUUUCGAGGCGAUAACGCGUAAUCGUGUCCCUCGGGAUCUCGGUUAACACACUAGGAGAAAAUCCUCGUUUUCUCGUUUUCACUGGAGAGAACCGUAUUCCGUUAAGCAAAGAUUAACCGUCGCGCACAGAUGUACUUUGAAUUCCGCUCUGUAUCGUAUAUACCUUCCCAAUUUUGGAUUCCGAGUGGAGCGAGAAAUGUAUUGGUUUAUUUUUUUAUUUUUUUUCUAGUACCUCUGCGGUUCGAUUAACUUUCGGAAAAAGCGCUAUCAAUGUAGAUCGGAACAUGUUUUCCGGUAGAAAAGUUGAGCAUGGAUAAAAUAUUAAAGAAAUUACUCUAAUAUAUCUCAUAUGUAUACAUAUUUAUCGAUAUGGAUGUAUUUAACGUGUAUAAACACGACGGAAACGGGACGGCGUCGCCGACGUCGGGCGCGCGCAGCGAAAACCACGGGGACGGACCGUUUUCCGUCUCGGUCGUACGGCAACGCGUUUGACCGUACGGGCACGCGUUUUCGAAAAAACGAUGUGAUAAUUAUUACUCGGUCCGCAGAAAACAAAAAAAAAAAAAAAAAACGCCGCGCGUAUUAUAUACGUAAUAAUAUAAUUUGGUUGUUUUAAAACUCGAGUGGUCUCCCGAGCGUAAUUAUUAUACGACUGCAAUACGGCGAGCAAAAAUCCUAAGCGAUGAGUUUCUAAAGAACCGCCGCGCGUUUGCACGGCCGUUAUUUACUGCGGCCCGGGGAUCGGGCACGCGGGCGUUGUAAAUACGUUGAAUUUUUUUUAUUUUGUUAUUCCGUUUCGUGUUUUUUCUGCUUUCCAGCGCUUGUUAUUAUUUCUUUUUAUUUCCCCCCGGAAACUAAUGCAAAAAGCCACCGACACCGCGACGGCGGCGUACGCGCCGCGCGCCGGGUCCCGGGUUGUUCAAAGGCGACGGCGGCGAUUGGUGGAGAGGGGGGAGGCAGUUGUUUGGGGCGGCGGCGGUUGCGGUUAUGAACUGUCCGAAAAGGUUUUAGAUACGGAGCGACGGCGGCGGCGGGACGACGGGCAACGUAAUCCCGUUUCAAAAACUUCUCCCCCCCCACCGCGACGCGGGCGCGCGGGGUCUAAUUAAAGGACAGCGGUACGGCCGGGCCGUAAAACGGACGCUGCGGCGGCGGAGACGGGCGGACCGCUGGCCGUCGCCGCCGCGACCCGGCCGCCCGGCUACCGGACAUAGCGGCGCGAGUGGUCGGUGAACGCGACGCGCGGUACAGCGUGAGGCCCAGUGACAUUUUGAUUGACGACAGAAGAACCACGCCGGUCAACUGUCAUUUUUCAUUCCCCCACCCCCUCCGCGCGCGCACCCGCGACGCGCUGUCAUUGUUGUUUCCCGAAAGUCCCGCGGUCGUGUCCUCCGGCUUAAGCUCGUCCGCGCUCCGACACGCGACGGCCGGGACGGUGGCCGGCGGGAAAUCGAGCCCGGCGAAACUCGCGCGUCACUCAUCUUCCGCGUGCCGGCGCGCACGCGCAUCGUUCCGUCGCGGGCGUCGCGUCAACGCGCGCGCUGACCGCGGCUGCCCGUCAUAAAUCACGCCGUAAUUAGGAUCGGUCGUUCCGCCGCCCGCCGGCGGAUGUGUAAUAUUCAAACGACGUGGCGCGGGGGGGGGNGGGGGGGGGGGGGGGGGGGGGGAACGGGACCGUUCGGUCCGGGUUUCGAAAACCGAAACCGGAAAUUCGGGAUCCGGCGAACAAAACGCGAACGGAACGGCCCCGGUGUCGGCGCCCGCACUCGACCCGUACUCGCCCCUUACUCGCCCGCCGUCGACUUUGCGACGGCGUAUUCCUGCGGCCCCGGCGUUUCACGCGCGUACGCGUCGAACGUUUCGACCCGCCCCGGCACAUCAUCUCUCUGCCUCCCCUCGUCGCCGCCGCGGUGUUGUCGCGAACGAAUUCCGGCGUUCCGAUCGGACACGAAUAUAAUUACAAACGCCGCUCGAAUACUGAUUUUCCGUCGGUCCCGUUCACGGCCGCCGCCGCCGUCGUUUAGUGUUGUUAACACGGCAUACAGAGCGUCCCGCCAAUACCGUACGACACGGCAGCGCCGUUCGAGUUUUGAUUUCCCCGCGCGUCAGACGCGUAUACCGUUGUCCCCCCGCCGUACUUGUACAGGUGCUCGGGGCGGUCCACUCCGGGGCCGAAUGACCUCGGACUCGGCAUUUUCGGCCGUUUCGUACGCGGAUCGGAGAGUGACCGUUGCGUUACUUAGGCGCGGGACGGUUAAUUUUGAGCAUCGGACGUCGCUACAGGCACCGCCGGUGAAUCCGGGCGGACCGCGCGAUUUCGAUUUUCUAUUAUCGCGUCGGUGUCGGGGAUAUGCGUACCGAUAGUUGGGGAUUUCGAAUUCCGAUCCCCGCGACAGGCUAAAAAUUAGCGUGAUUUUUUUUUUUCUCAAGUGUAAUUGCCGUUGUAUACGCUUAGUCGUGCGGAAAUUCGACCGCGACAUUGACGGAGUCGUGGCACGGGCGCGACUAGACCACUGGACUUCGGGGGCGCUACAAAUUACGGACGCGUCAAAAACCCACGGGGAUUACGUACCCGCAAUCCCUUUUACACGAUACGACAAACAACACUGGGCAUUAUUCAUUUACAAUUGAAUACGUGCACAUUUAUCAGAACUAUUUCAACAUUAUUUUUCGCGCGGAUCGCGGGUAGUGACGCUCGGCUCGCGGUUUCCGAGAAAACGCGCGUCCGGGGAUUGCGGGGUUCUUGCGUGAGUGUACGACGGGGACGGCGAGGACGGCGGACGCGUCGCCGAAAACGCCCGGCGCUGCGUCGAGUUUCCCCGGGGGUAACGGGACGCGCGCACAAAGGCGCCGCGGAACGAUCGUCGCGUACAUCGUAUUAUUAUUCGUUUUUCUUUCUUUUUUUUCCUUUCGUUCGCUUUUCUCGAUUCACCCUCCCUCGCCCCCUCCCCGCCGUCGCCCACCGCCGUUUUCUUCUCGAGAAAAGCGCAUUGUUCGGCGGCGGCGUCGGCGUUGUCGUUGAAAAGCGCAUAUAUAUAUAUACAUUACAUAUAUAUAUAUAUAUAUAUACACAUUAUAUAUAAUAACACACAAUAGUAACUCGCGGUAAUAUCGCGUAUCUCGCGUGCACGCGAGAAUCGCGGUUUUCUUGCGGGGGGGAAGGAGGAGGGGGGACGGCGGGACGGCAGGGCGGAAGAAAAGCGUGCGGCAGGGCGGGACAGAGUGAAUUUAACGAACAACAACAACAAUAUCAACGCGACGGCGGCGGUUGCGCACUCAUAAUAUUAUGUGAACGCCGUUUCGAGUUCUCGUCGAGUGCUCGUCUUCGGCGGCACCGUUAAGCACACGCGGUAAUUUAUAAUAAUACGUACUUACCUACGUGCGUCGUGUAACGUACACCGUGCUACGUCGUGUUUCGUCGCGAAAACAAUGCGCGGAUUCGGAACGGAGUGUAAGAAUAUUAUUCUUCUCUUAUCCGUCUACUCUCGCGGGUUUGUCGGGGACUCGUAGGACCGUCCCGUCUCGCAGCCGAGCUUCCGACCUCCCCCUUUGCAGUCUAACGCUCGACUCCUCCGGUCAGAACCUCUUCCCGCCGUAUUCGCGGUCUUCCCGGCGUUUUUUUCCCCGCUAGAUUCGUAACCGCGCGUAUCAGCGGUAUUUCGGUUUCCGCAAGCGUGUCCGGCCCGCCGCAGUCUUUCCCUCCUGGUGACUACUAACGUGUCCAAAUCACUAAACAACGUGUCCAGCUCCGCAUUUUUCCUUCUUCUCCGCACUCCCGUUAACCCGGUCGUUGACCGGACCGUAAGUUAUCCGCAAAACUCUCCUUUCAAAACCAGUACGUUUCCCAGCGGCCGCGUUUCACGUCCGUACGGUAUCACUGGUCACAUUGGCGAAGCGUAAUAUAACUGUUUUUUCGUGAUUCGAAGAUUCGUUAUUCGAACGGGACGGGCAGCAGGUGACGGCGGCGUGCUUUUAAUUAGCGGCGACGGUCCUUCGUUCCGCUUCCGAUUUCUCCGUACCCCGGCGACGGCCCUUUGGCCACGGACGGCCCACGCGUAGACGCGAAAUUAAAACGCGGAACACCCGCCCCCGCGCCGAACGGACCCGAGCGUACCGGUGUAUACACGCCCGUCUUUUAUAUUAUUAUUCUCGUCGAACCGUCGACGCCCACCCCCGUCCGCGGUUCCCGUUCGUCGUCCCGCAAACGCUCGUCAAAACCGCACGGCACUCCGGCCGCGUUUUCGCGGUCGCGGCGUUUUUCCUUUUUGUCACGUUUGCGCGCGCGCGGGGCCUUGACCGCCGCGCCGCCGGUAAUUAUCAAUCCCUUUUUCGCGCGCGGCCCUCCCUCUCGGCCGCGUUCGGAAAAUGGUAAUUAAUGGGCCCGCCGACCGACCGGCGCGGCGGCGGACUACUGCCGCGGUGGCGGCGGCGGCGGCGGCGAAGAGGAGAAGGGCGAAAAAAUCCCGGGGGUUGCCGCGUGAUUGAUGGCCCGACUGUGCGCGCCGUUUCUACCGCCGACGCGACGGAAAUAUUAAACGACGCGGCAUCGCGUAUGAAAACAUACGCGGCGAAUGCGAUUUUUACACGCGAAUCUCGUAUUCCGGCGAACAGCGGUUUCGGUCGGCGCGCGGCGGCGUCGUCGGCCGGGCCCAGAGAUAAGCGCGACGGCGUCGGGGAUCGCGGGAGAAAUGUUUUCGGUUUCGGGCGGUACGGUUCCGCCGCGUUCGUUCGCUACUCGGUCGCCGCGUAUACCGCAAACGCGUAAUUCGUAACUCGUAUUUUGCUCGGCGGUCGACGCGGUAUUAUUUCGUUGAUAGGUUUUGAUAAUGACAAACGAAUCGGUCAUACUACAUGGCCGGUGAUAUCCCUUGUGGGAGGCGAUGCGAACCACGGAAGAAAACCCUAUUCGGGCCGGCCGAGAAAUCGGACUAAUCGAAGCUAAAACGAAAAUUCACAUUACCUAGUAUGAACGUGUCGCGAAAUCCCGAGUGCAUUGCAAAUCUAAAAGUCGAGCACUCUGCGUGCGAGCGGGCAGAAGACUUCACGUACGAGGUACCUAUAGGAGUGAACGUCAACCGUAAAGGUAAUAUGCACAGCGAAGUACCACGGAGAAUUGACGUGGCCGACCGGACAUAUUUUGCAAUGAAUAAAAGCAUUGCCGUGUACGCUCGUGAGCCACGGUAAACAUUAAACAGUAGUAAAAUAGGUAGUAAAACAGUAGUAAUAUAGGUAUUAAGAAAUAUCGAUGGACCAACAAGGAACCCGAGCACGGGAUAGUACGAAAGAAGGAAAAGCGCAGAGUUAGAAAAGUUAUACGACACACCCGAGGAUCAGCAAUGUGUUGUACGCCGAACGGUUUGAAUGAGCUUCGAACGUGUGGCGAGCAGACGAGUAAAUCAUAAUGAAUGUGGUGUUGAGAAAUCCGGAAAUGGACGGGUUAAUGAACGAUAUUAGAGCGAUUGAUGAAUCCGAGAGUUUGGAACACUCGGAAGAUCGGGAAGACUGGAGAUGUUUCGUCGAAGCUGCUAAGAGCCUAUAAAAUGCUUGUGAAACACGAGAUAACGGGCCCCAGUGAGCUCUUGCGAGGGCCCAUGAUAAUAAUCGUUCCUUUACAAUAAAAAAAAAAAAAAAACAACAUCUUCAAUAAUAACACAUAAACACACAAAUACUGAAAGUAAAGUGUAUAAUUAAUUGAUUUAAUUGAUUAAAUGGCAUUAGGCGGUACUACUAGGUGUAGAAUGCGUUUACUCUGCCGCCUGUUGUGUUGGCCGAGUGGUCGAAUUUUUUCCGAACCCGUUAUAAACUCUAGUAUACGUGAUAUUCCUUGGGGAGACUGCGCGUUGUAAACGGUCGGACCGACGUACAAAAAUGGAAGUCUGAGUGGCGGUUUUUUUGAACUUUCGGCACAUUAACGGUAAUUUGCGCUCGGGCAGUGUUAAAAAUAUAGCAUAUUGAUUUGAAUAGAUUAUUGUUCGUUAACGUAAAAGCGGCACAGUGAUUUUUUUGACAAAUAGCACACGAUUGAAUUCGUUAUAAAGACCCUUGACGUGGUAAUCGCGUAUUUUAUUUAAUAUUAUCAUCGAAAUAUUAUUUUGGGCGCUUCGUAAAUGACGAAGAUUCAAUUUGCUCCGCUCCGUGCGAUUAUGCCGUAUGUUAAAUCUAUAUGAAACUGACGGAAAAGAGAAUUAUUAUUCCCCUAUUCGGGAAAUAUUCACGAAAAUAUUCUCGAGAACGUUCUCCAAAAAGAUUACGACGGUAAUCGCCUGGUUCGCGAAACGACGUUGUAUUUAUAUACUUUUCGUUCGUUUUGCGCCGUUAUUAUUUCAACAUUGAGGCGUAUUUGCCUGUUAUCGAACCUAUAGGAGCGAGAACAUUUUCAAUUUUUGUAAGCGGGUUUUAUUUUCGACGUCAUAAUUUUCAAGCGAGAUACGACGGUUUGGUUAAAAUUUAUCACGUUCGUAUACCUUCGGUAUUCCGUUCGAUUCCGGGCGGUUUUGCCGACGGGGCGGUGUAAAAAAAACGUUCGAAACGACUGCGUCGCCCCAAUAACACGGCCGACGUUGCGGUUUGAAAAGAGAAAAAAGGGCUCGCGAUUUCGAACACCGCGGGCUUUAAAUCGUCCAAAAAUAAUUUAUGUUAAUAACGCCGCGGCAGCACGCGGGGUUUUCGCGCGUUUACGGAGAUUAAAUAUUAAUAGGAUUUCGGAGACGGGGGGGGGGGGGAAGAAUAAACGGCCGAGCGUUAAACAUAACCGGGUGUUUCGAUUUUUGUCGAACAAACAUAUUAUUAGGUAGAUAGGUAGGUAAUAAUAUUAUUUUAACGCGCCGUGUUAUUAUCGCGUAAAUAAAUAAUAUAUUCGACCGUAUCGAGUCUCGUCGUUAUAAUAAUAUUAUCAUAUUGUUCGGCGAAACUUGGCCCCCUUCGACCGCCCGCUUUCCCCGGACCCCCUCCUCCACCUCUCCGCCUCCCGCACACGCGUAUUAUAUGUAUUAUCGUUAUUAUUAUUAUAAUUGUACGACGAUGAGGGGUCGCAAAGUCCCCGGGACUUUCGGCGGUCGCGGAACGGGAUUGCGGGGUUGAGGGGGGGCCGAGGGAGACGCGCCGCGCGUGUGUGGAUUUAGCGCCCCGAUGACAAAUUGCCAAACUCUCCGCACCGUCGUCGUCGUCGAGGGUGCAGCGCCUUAAGUCGGGCCGCCAUCGGCGCCGUAAUGUUCAAAAACAGAUCACGUUUUUCUUCUCAGACCGCCGCCGCCGACCUUAGAGAGGACGUGCGCUUUCUUGCAUUCCAAAUACCGUCCGAAAACCACACGCACUGUGUAUAGUAUACUAGCUGUACAUAAUAGACCGAGAAAGGCGAAAAAAGAUACUCCUCGGAGGUGUUGUAUUUUUUUUUUUAUUUUUUGUUACUCUCGUCUCGCUUUGACUCGAUAAUUUACACCGUAUAAUAUACGCCGAGGGUCUCUCGUACGCGAAUGUAUUAUGUAUAUUUAGGUAUUACGCGAGAGAAUUAUUUAACCGUCUAUUUUUUCUCUUGGUACCGAUUUUUUGCCUUCGCCAGACGUUAUCCUACGCGUAAUAUUCUAUGGAGUAUACCUUACCUUUAAGUCGUGGUUAUAAGUAUACUCAAAUACCACAAAUGCAACGAGUACGCGUUUCCGUCGUAAAGGCGGCCGUUAAAAUGUAGAAAAAUAAUUUAUACAGCUUACGAAACCGGAGUCGAUUCUGACGAUUCCGACCCCCACCCCCCCUCCUCCACCCACCAAUACUAUAGCGUAUCUUCUUCCUCGCAAUGUUCGGGGGGUCUCGAGUUCGUGAAGCCGUGAACGGUAAAACCCUAGAAACUCGUAUUAUAUCAGUAUAUAGGCACGUGGCCCUCGCGUGAUUUUUAACCGGCCAAAACGGCGUCUACGGAGUCUUUUAAUUUGUCCGAGACGGCACCGAUUAAUCGGAUAUUUGAGACGGUUUAAGUCGAAUCGAAACCUCACGAAACAAAAAAACGCCGAUUAUUAAAAAUAAUAAAUUAAUUGAACACUAUAAUAUAACGAUAUAUUACCAAAGUCAGAAUAAAGCUGUUCGAGUGAGAUCUUCGAAGAAAUAAAAAACGUUGUCCAUAGAUAAUCACUCUAUAUAGUGUAUUGAUGAUAUUAAUUUUCGAUCGACCGUAUGAUAUUUUACACCCUCUGUUGGUACUGUUCGUUUCGUUUAAAUACGAAUGCGUGUGUGAUAUCGACUGUCCGAGGUUUUCGUUUUUGGUUUUUAUAUUCUGAGUGGAGCGAAGAAGCUUAUGGUUUUACAAUGAUGUUUAUUUUUUUAUUUCUGUGAACGAUCAUUCUACCAGAAAUUUUGCUCCGAUUAACAAUAAUAGCACUUUUUUCGAAAAUAAAUCUGACUGGGGAGGUACUUGGAAGUUCUCUCAACAAAACGGGAAAAAUCAGGAAAAAACAGGAAAAUUUACGAAAUAUAUAUAUCUUAGGUGCCUACGACGAUACGCAUGGUAUUAGAAUGUUCUAAGUGUAUACGUUUAAUUUUCCGGUACGCGGCAGCGAUUCGAAGUGUUUUUUUUUUCCCGCGCCCGCGUAUACACAAUACACCUGUAUACUGUGUAUACUGUGUAUUGAUUUUCAGACGAAUAUUUGACUCGAAUUACCGACAACGUCCGCGGCACACCGGGCAUAAUUCUCAGGGGGAUUUCGUGGGGUCGGAGUCGUUCGGUCGCCAAAAAGGACGGAUAACAAGGAGUUACAACUUUUUUUUUUUCCCCGGAUCUCUGCAGGUGUAGCGCGCGGAAACAGCGAGGACCCGGUCACUUGGGAGCCAUGUUACGUGUGUAUACAAGGCGGUGCGCGUGUGCAGAGCGUGUGAGGCACGUCGAGUGAAAUAUGGGUAAAGAUAUUUAACGACGCUUUGAACCCGAGGACGUGUUGGUGAAUCGAAUCUGACGGGCGGACACGACGAGAAUUAAGGGAAGGAGAAGGAGUGUGUGAAGGGAGAGAAGGAGAAAAAGCGACUAUGCGGCGGAUCGCGUGUCAAAAGAAUACGGCGACGGAAUAAUAUCGUUUUCGUUGUUUGUUAGCGGUUUUUCGGAUAUCAUUUUAACGCGUCUUUUUCUUUAUACACAUAUAGACGCGUGCAAUAUUAUCGUUUUCGACGUCGUGGAACACAAUAACGAUUCGGUAACAAUAACCGGGGCACGGAAGUCAAGGAAGUGGAUUCGGUGAAUCGCGCGACGUAAAAAUUUAAAACGCACAACGAAUUCAAUCAACGUGCAAAAAAAUAAUAAAUUUGCACGACAAAAUAAACAACAAGUUUUAGCACCGCGGUUGGCGUUUUUUCAUUAUAUUUAACUGGAAAAAAAUUGUUAAAAACAAAUAAAUAAAUAAAUACUAUGUAUUUUCGAUAUUGUCGGGUCAAACGCCUAUACGCACGAUAUGCGGGCAAUAAAUUCGUUAAAUUUUAUAUUCGACAUCAUUUAUAAUACAUCGGUUGAAAAAGGAAAAAAAUCAAUUCUCUCGGAAAAUAUUAAAUGUGCGAUGAAAGUCAACGAACAUCAAUAAAACAUCGUGUUAUAAAAUAUACGUUUUGAAUGUCCGAAUUAUAAACUCUCCGUUGCGCGGAACGGAUUUCUAGUUUGGUCUGAUGUAAACCGAGAGAAUAUACAGAACAAUAAUUAUACGCGACCCUUAUUACUUCCGAGCCCUAACAAUAACGUACUUACGUAUUAUAAUAGCCGUAUAAUAGGGCGUAUACCUAUUAAUCAGUGGACCGCGCCCCCUAUAUAACGAAAUUUACCCGACUAACAAACCAGUCAACAUCCGCGGUAAGCGAAAAAAUACUUUCAGGGUUUAGGUAUACUCACGAUUGCGAAAGUUCUUAACUGAUAAGGCACUGCGACGUUGCCGUUUCGUAAUUAUACAAAUACUGUUAAAUCGCAUUUAAAUAUUUAUCUGUAUUUGUACGAAACGAUUUUUCUUUGCUAACGAAAAACGAUUCUGAUCGUGUUUUUAAAACGUCGUAAUAUUUAUGAUCUGAAAACUAUACAUCAUUCGUAAAUUUCCCCAGUUUUCUCAGUUUACGUUAAUUCCCGCCCUUUCCCGUUUAUUAUAAAAACUUCCGGUAAAAUCACAAAACUACGUCAUUAAAGACCACCCCGGUGGGAUUUACUUUCCCAAAAUGCGCUGUACUUGAAAAUCGGAGCCGAAUUUCUGGUAAAAAAUCGUUCGCAGAAAAAAAAUACACAUCAUUGUAACACUAAUACAUUUCUCGCUCAGCUUAGAUAUCUAUAAAUAUCAAUAAUAAUAACAAGUGUCGUUAUUUAUGCAAACAAUCAUUCAAAAACAUAUAAUGAUGUCGUUAUUAAUAUGCACAAAAACGGUAAAGAUUAAAUGUGAAUCACACCGUUGUUGAUAAAUUAAUAAUAGACUAAGAAGAUAAGUAAUAACAAUAAAUAACUAAGUUAAAUAAUAUUGAGUUUCAUAUUCAAUAUUAUUCAAAAUACACUGAAAUGUAAAUACUUCGCAGGUUAAUAAUGAGAAAAAUAUUUUUUUUUUUUUAGCGAAUUUUUAUUAUGAACAAAAUGCGUAAAAAUACGCCAAAUUCAAUAAAAACCUAUGAAGUAUGCACUUUUUCUCUUAACUUGACGAAAUUUGCAAAAUAUGAAUUUUAAAUGUUUGAUUUUCAAACACUCCGUUGUAUAAAAAUAAUUUCUAGCUUGUCCGCUAUAAAUUCAGUGCAUACAGAAAAAAUAUGCAACUACCCAAUAACUUCCGAGUCCUGGUAUGAUAGCGAAACGCGCGGAAGUAAUGAAAACGGAAUUUCGGUUUUCGUCACAGUUCCGGUAAUCGCUGCGGCAAUCACGGUAGGUGAUUGACGAAGAAAAAAUACCGAUAAAUUUAUCGUUAUCGAAAUUUUUUAUUUAUCAUCUGGUCAACAGGUCUAGCGAAAAACACCGUGCUGGGACGGUGGCGUUACAAGAGAGGAACUGUCCGCUCGUCGGGGUGCCUGGGGCGCCAGUACUUACAUUACCGUGUGUAUAUGGACUUGUUGUAUUCGUAGGUCCGACGACAAUAAUAACGGUCGGCGGUAUCCAGCGGGUUUAUUAUCGAGACGGUAUUUUCGUCGGGGCGAACUCCGCCGCAUUUCGUACUCGUGUGCAUUUUGUUUUUUUUUUCCGAGGGGGAAAGAAAAAAAAAAACCGGGCCGCAGUGCAGAAGAGAAACAUUAUUUCCUCGGCCGCUCGCCCCCGGCGUAGCGACGCGAGCACGUCGUCGUCGUCGUCUUCAGGAGGGCAGGAUAACACGGCGACGGCGAAAGGACGGGGAAGGCACGCGGAGUAAUUGUAUAUAAGUAUAUAUAGUGGGUAGUAAACUGCGGGGACGAGAUUAUUGUAACCAAUUUUUGCGCGAAAACCACAGCCGUAAUUGUUUAUUUUCGUCGUUCUGACCGCCCCGAGUGUCGGGCAAAGUGGGUCUGAUAUUGUCGCGGACGUCUUAAUAUAAAAAUACUCGUCGCACACCGACUCCACCGUCGUAUUUUGUCGUGUUGUUUUUCUUUUCCAUUUUUUUUUUUUUCCGGAGUCCGGAAAUAAGAGACGACGGCCGCGCCCUCUGCGCUCCGCCGUUUUUAGCGCACGGCGCGGCAAAAGUUCGAGCGAAACGGCUUUAAAAAUAAAAUAAUAACAAGGAAACGCGACGACAAAAGAAAAAAAAAAUAUAAAAGAAAAUUAAUAAAGUAAAACGCGCGCGUAAAUAGAAUAAUAAUGCGAUACGAUACUUGUAUAUAUAUAGUUGUCAGUACUACUGUGUUACGGUUUUGUGAUACGGACGAUAUUUUCGUUUAGACAUCGUCGAAAAUCGUUUCGGUCUAUCUGCUGAAUAAUUAAAUUUUAACAUAUCUCUUUUUUUUUUUUGGUCAAUUAAACAAUACCUAUGUUUAAAAAAAACGGCAGAUACCGCUAAAUGGUGUGCAUUGGGGAAGGAAGUUUAAAGGGAGAAUUUAUGUAGUGUUAUUCAACGUAUAAAUCCGUUCGAACAAUGAAUUUCAACCGUUGUUAACGAAAAACGAUUCCGAGCAGAGUGUUUGUCGUAUUUUUCCCCUUGUCGCCUAUAGAUUACGCAAAAAUCAACGAAAAUUUUAGAAAAGUUUGCCAGCUUUACGUCAUCUGUCGAUGAAACUACGAAUAAACUAAAAAAUCGACUCAUCAAUGUGCCAACUAGAUCGAAAAAUCUACGUGAAAGUUUCUAUAAAGUUUAAUGCACGAUUUCCGAUAGUAAACUUAUUUACAAACCUUGAAUAAAAAAAAAAAUGUCGCGAUUUUUCUAAUAUUUAAAGUUACAUAUCCACCAUGUCAUCGGUCCGUGUGCUAUAAAACGAUGGUGGGCGCCGGUAUAAGUUUGUUGUGAAAUUCGAACGGUUAUGAUUUUUCGAUGAAUAAUCACAUUAUUCAUCGUAAAGCUGAUUAAAUUACAUAAUAUAACGACGACGUUUUAUUUCGCCAUAUUACUCGAUGGGAAUUAUCGAAAUUUGUUUAAAAGCAUCGCUUUCGCUGAUGGCUGACGCUCGAGCGCGCCGCAAUAGUUGGCAUCUGUUGUCUAGAAUUAUUUGGACAGUUUAAAUCUAAAAAGUUAUAAUGGGGAAACUUUUUAACGCGCAAACGUGUAUAAGGUCUGAAUUUAAUAUAAAAAUCCCGUGUAAACAUUUUGAAUAAUAAUGUUAUUAUACAUUAUUCAAGACUUACGGGGGAAAAAAAAAAAAUAUUAGGUAGGAACAAUUUUUUUUUCGUAUUUAAUUUGUUCGCGAGUACCUAUUAAUAAUAAAAAAAAAAAAACACCGUUUGUUUUCGAAAUGUACGACAAAAACAUUGCGAUUUAGAUUAUUAUAGUAUAGGUGGGUGUUUAGUCGGCACAUGGAGGCGCGUGGAGGUUGCGAAACGAAUCACAGUACGAGAAAUACGAACUACACAUUACGACGGCCUAAUUCGCAAUAUUAUCGUAGAUAACCACGCAAACGUGAUUUUCCGACUGAAAUGGUUGUGGUAACGGAUCGCUCAAAAAUAUAGUAGAAAAAAAACCGUAUUUUUCGGUGAUACCGCUGAUAAAAAAAUAUAAACAACGAAAUUUUCGCGUUGAAUUAAAAGAAUCCCGCCGGGCUUCCGGAAUAAAACUAGUGCGCUUUCCGGGGUUCAGACGAAUUUUGUGACGAAAUGGUUUUUCGCUUCUCUCGAAACUGAGUUACAGGGGGGGGGGAACACAAAACCUUUUUCCGGGUGACAUCGGCGAUAUUAUUGAAAUCGUUUUUUAUUCUUUCGAACGCGAAAUCGGUGUUUUAAUUUUUUUUUUAUUAUUAUUUAUUGUGUAAAUAUUAUAAAACUGCGAAAACUCCGGACCAUGCCAUUCGAACGGGUCAUAAUACCUUCGCCGCCAGUGGCAUUAAAACGAAUUAAGUCUCGUCGUGCAGCCCUGCGGACGGUUUUUUGUAAUUGAUGCGCAAGGCGAAUUUAUUAUUACCAUUACGGAAUUUCGUUUGACACGCCGUGUAUUUUAUAAUUAGCGACGGAUCGGGUUUCGAUUUUCACGAAACUUAUUCCGCCCUCCGAACACUCGGCGUUUCGUUCGAUUCGAAACCGAUAAUACUCGAAAAAUAUCAUAUUAACACUGAGGCGGUUAUUAUGUUUACCACUGAUAACGCAGUGUCCGAACCCACCCAACUAGUAUCCCUGCUAUAUUAUAACAACGGUCAAAUCUGCAGUUUGGUGCCGAGCGAUUCCGUCGCAAGGACGUUUUACCGUAAUCGUUUCCGCGGUUCAAUUGGGGGGGUGGGGGGAGUUGGGAAAAAAGAUUUCUUUUCAUUUUUCAUAACACCCCCUUUCCACUUUUUGGAAAUCCGACGGUUACCGGGAGCGUGCUAUACGUUUUCCGGUCUCUAUCGCGUUUCAGUGGUAGGAGAGAGGGACGAACCGAAACGAUCCAAUUAAAAUCCGUCGACGCCGCUACAGGCUGUAUACGUAUUAUUAUUAUUAUUAUUAUUAUCAUUAUCAUUAUUGUUAUUAUUAUUAUUAUUGUUAUUAUCACAUUAUCACCGUUAUGCACGUGUAUAAUAUUAUUUCGUCCGUUUUUGUCGCCGUUACACAUAUAAUACGUUAGCGUUGGGUUUUACGGGCCGAUUGGGCCGAUCGAUGAGCCCGAGGAGGGGAGGGGCGAGGAAUGGAUUUCCCGCCGCCAUCGCCUACACUCCCUUAUUCCCCCUUUCAUCCUCCCCCCCCUCGAUCGCUUAUGACGGCCCGGUCGUUAUUGGCGCGCGUAUAUAUACUCUGUUAAAUUACAAUUCAUUCGUUUUUCCGUGUAACCGUAUAAUAUAACUACGUAACUGCACUCGGCACUCGACGGCACGACCGAGAGAGGGAAGGGCCUCCUGAUGUUCGAAUAUUUCCCCGCGGAGGAGUAAAUCGUCAGCGGCGUGGAGACUGCGAGUGUUCCUUUACCGCCGCCGCCCGCCGGGGAACGCCGGCCGUCCUCCAAAUGGCUAGAAACGACGGGCGACCCGUACAUUCCGUAAACGGCGUACUUACACGGUGUUUUAUACAGGAUGUGCCGCCCGUAUCUGACAAACGCGACGACUGUUUCUCCACUCCCCUCCCCUCUGUUCGUGAUUUUCGAGUUGUUCUCAUUUCGAAAUACUUUAUGUAAUUACAUAAAGUCCAGUGUAUUAUAAUAAUACACAGGACGAAAAUCGUGACGCACUACUUUAGUAAUAUUGUUAUUAAGAUGAAAAAAAAAAAAACAUUGAAAAUAUCGAACAGAAUAACAGUCGUCGCGUUCGUCGUUAGACAUCCGUGAGACACCCUGUAUAUUAUACAACACUGCGCGUAUUGGUAUUUUCUCAGCUUUCCCGCGAAAGUCGUCGUGACGGUCUUCUCUCCGCGACGGGAUCGGUCGAAAUUGCCUUAUUUAAUGACGUGUCCGAUCCGCCCAGCCGCCACACUAAUGACGUUCCACACCGCUCCCCACUCGUAUUCGCGAAACUACGAAUUUAAAAGACGAAUGUCUCGUCCACGGAAAUCACAUAUUUCAGCACGAAAAUAAAAUAUUUAAACUAAAAUUCAAUCUGCGUACGAAUGUUUGAUUGCAGUUCUGAGCCGCUUGUAGACUAAAAUCACGUUAGAAAAAUGCAUUUUGUGUUUCCUCCUUAUUGUACGGGAAAUUACACGCGAAUCAUAACUGCUUAUACUCCAUAGUUUAAACUUUGCGCCUGUCGGUAUUACAAUAUCCGACGAAUAUAAUAAUCAUUGUGAUCGUUUGAAAUGCGUGAUUUUCGUUUCAAACGAUCAGUGUUUAGAAGUGUUUAGAUAUAGAUUUAUGCGACUAAGGGGGGUUGGGAGAGAAAAGUCUCCAUAACUUGAAAAAAAUCCUAGUUACGCCUGUGGCGCGAGGCUGUGCGUAAAAAAAAACAGCUAAUAUUUCUAAUACGGUUAAGUCCUAAAGACGCGUUCCGACGAACACCAUUUCGGGGAGUUUUCAUCAGCGAUUUUGUGGUUUUCAACUGAUUUCGGGUUUUUAUUGCAAAUAUAAUAUCGUAUUAUGCGUGUAAUAAUGUAUAUUGUAUAUAACGGUCAGGACCGCGCGACCCUACGAGUACUACUGCUACACGUUGUCGCGAUGUACACGACCGAAAUAACUAGACAUUUCCAUUAGAGUGUGGUUAUGUUGUGAAAAAAAAAAAAAUAAAUAAUAAUAAUAUGUAUACAUUUAUACGUAUAUAUUAUAUACACGUACGAGGAGUACAAUGACAUUUUCAAAUGAAUUUAUAUAUAUUAUAUUAUAAGAGGGAUUAGUCUAGACCCCGGACCGUAGUUUUGGCGAUACACCGCGCAUUAUAUUAUUUAGAGUGUUUUGGCGGUGUUCGAAACUUUGGUGAAAAAAUUAAAAAAAAAAAAAAAAAACUUCACUCGUAUAUAAUAAUAAUACGUGUAAUACUACGCGCGUAUUGUACUCUCGGUUAAUUGAAUACGAAUAAAAAGUUUUUUUUCCCAUAGUCGUCAAAAAUCAAUUUCGAGGCCAUAUCGUAAUAACGUUGAAAACACUGUAUGUUUUUAUUUAUUAUUUUUUUUCUACUUGUCCACGUGGAAUUUCUCGAUUAGAAACCGUCGUUGGACAUUCGUCUGGGUACUCGGCGGGGAUAAUCGGAGUAUUUUCCGAGUCUCUAAGUCUCUUAUCGGACGAACGUUUUCGUCGUAUAAAUUUAUCGAUCCUAAAUAAUGUAUACGCGUAUACGGCCAUAACAAUAUUACCCGUUGUACGACACGACAAAUCUGCCAUCCGACUAUUUUUACGACCGUAUAUUAUGUACUCUUAUGAUUAUAUCAUAUAAUAUAAUGAAAUUUGUUAUAGUGAUGUUUGUGGACAGGUUUCAUAAAAAAAAAAAAAAAAAAACACGAAUCAAUAAUCACACCGCACAUAAUAUUAUAUUACCGCGUUGUCGCGUACAUACGUCGAUUAUAAACAUUACUAUACGCGUACAUUACAAUAUAUAUUUGCCCGACGACGACCUAAAUUUCCGAAGGGGAGGAAUAAAAAAAUCGAAUUGCCCCGUCUUGCAGCGGUCCGGGAUUACCGCGCGUAUGCAUACUGGUCUCGACCCCGUCGUUUGUCGCCGUCUGCGCGAGUUUAGGGCCAAAUUGCGAUACGCCGCCAUCACCACUUGCCCACCCGGCGGACGGUACAGCAGCAACAGCACUACAGCACAUACUGCAUUGUGCAUUAUGCAUAAUAUAAUAAAAUAAUAAUAAUAUGUCCGUCGCGUUUCUGCGGUACGAAUGCAUCAGAAUAUAUUUCAUAAACUUCCGAGUUCGUAUUACACGUUAUAAGUGCAUAAUAUGCAUUGUGUAUAAUAUCGAAACCCGCUUCUGCUUUUUUUUUUUUUUCCGACUAUACGAUCGAUGAUGUCUUCGUCACGUUUACAAAUGUUGCGGGAUGUCCGACGUUCGAAUGAUCGAAAAUCCGUCGGUUAAACGCGUACGGAGAUUACACUGUGUUAGUGCGAUUUUCAACAAACCAAUAUUAAGCGUUACAAUAUUAAAAGUAUUUGAAAUUGAUCAAAACAAAUUAAAUACGAAAAACGAGUAAACGGGCGAAAUUCGUUUAUUGUAGUAAAAUGUUACAAUAUCUAUAAGUAUCGUUUCUGAAACGGGAGUCUUUCUUCCUUUUUACCUAACCAAAAUCAAUAAUGACGAAAUUAAUAAUAUUUCACUCUUAUUCCGACGAAUUAGGAGGAUCAAAGUUGGGGCGCACUCGUUCGCUCUCGCAUGUGCUCGAAUUCACAACGGUGAAAUUUUAAAAUCUCCCCCACAUCCUCCCGCCGUCCGUUCCUGGAUCCUUCCCCUCCCGGUACAAUAAUCUAUCUUUAUGUUUAAGAAUCAGAACCGAACGUUGAACUUUGAACGCGAUUUCUUUCGCACGGAUCAACCAUAUAGUAUUGUAGCUGUACGAUAAAAUAACGGUACCGCGUCUUUCAUUAUUAUCGUCGUGUAAAGCGGGGAGAUGACGGUGCACGCAAAAGCCGGAAUAAGUAAAAAACGAUUUUCGGUUUUCUACAUACGCGCGCGCAUUAUUAUUAUUCUCUUUUGUAUUAUUAUUAUUAUUGUGUUUACGCACUUAAACACACACACACACACACACACACACACACGUAUUAUAUUAUGUACUUAUUAUUAUUUCCGUUUUUGUUCGGUUGCAGGCGAAAAGCCGUACAAAUGCGAAUGGAUCGGCUGCGGCUGGAGCUUUGCCCGGUCCGACGAGCUGACCCGCCAUUACCGCAAGCACACUGGCGCCAAACCGUUCAAGUGUCGCCACUGCGAACGAUGUUUCUCCAGGUCCGACCAUUUGGCUCUGCACAAGAAACGGCACUUCACUUAAAUACACUCCCGGGCGCGCGCGCACGCACAAACAAACACACACACAUACACAUAAACACGCACACAAACACUCACACACACACGCACACGCACACACACACGUGCGUAAUAAUAUAACAGAGACGAGAAAAAAACACGCGCACACAAUUAUAAUACCAACCUACUCAAUUACAAUAUUAUAUAAAUAUACAGUCUUACCACCGUCGUUGUCAACGUCACAUAUGUAAGAUCCCCCCCCACCUCACCCUCGGACAAUAAUGUAACGGUCUCUCGGCGAAAAUUUGAAAAAAAUAUGUAUCAAGCGCGCACGUACAAACACACACACACACAAACACACACACACACACACACAUACACACAACAUACACGCCAAUACAAAGUAUAAUAAUAUGAUAUAGUGUAGGUUUUCGAGAGAGAAAAAAAAAAUCGGUGGUAAUUUUUUUUUUUUUCGCAUUAUUGAUUUAAAUUAUUAUUAGUUAUUAAUACGUUUAUACAUAUUUUGUUACCAUGUAAUACGCGCGUAUAAUAUUAUAAUAUACAAAUUUAAGUAUUUCGCGCGUAUACGAUAUGUGUAUAUAUUAUUUUAUAAUUUAUUAACAAUAUUAUAUUAUAUACAAAAACGAUAUACCAAAGCAUGAAAUGAAAAAAGUUAAAAAAAAAAAAAAAAAAAAAUAUGGAAAAAUUAACAUAAUUUUUAAAUAACUUAUUACAUUAUAAUAUUACCUAUAUAUAAGUGUAAAUAAUAAUCGAUUCGAAACGUAAUUCAUUACAAUAAAAUUAUUAAAUUUUAAAAAGAUUUUUGAAAACGUUACGAUUUAAGAGGCAAAAUGAAAAAAAAAAAUAAAUAAAAAAAAAAAAAAUUAAAAUAAAAUUUAACACGAUAUUAUAAUAUUAUCAUAGGUAAAUUUCAUACAGUAAAUAAAUUAUAAAUAUUGCCCGCCUAUUGUAAUAACAAUGCUAUCACGAUCUUUAGCGGGUGUACAUAAUAUCAUAUUUUAAAAAUAUAAACGUAUACAUGAAUAAUUGUUUAACAUUUGAUUAUCGUCCGUCGCAACGGUACAAUAGCGUUAUGCGUUCUCGGCGGUCUCUUAUCAACGUCAUUAUUAUUGUAUCGCCGUCGUAACGGCGGUUAUGAUAACCGUUUAUUGACUAUAAUAAUAAUGAUAUUAAUAAUAUAAUGCGCGCCCGCUCGCGUGUAUGUAUGCGCGUGCAAAACGACUCCGGAGCCUAAUGAUCAAAAUCGUUAAAAUCCCAUGGCGCUCGCGAAAUCGCUUAUUGUGCACCGCGCGCAGUGCACACACGGCGCGCACCCAGCGUACCCAAAAUAUGUAUUUAUGUAACAAUAUCAAUAUUAAUAAUAUUAGUGUCCCUGUGUAUGGGGGGGGGGGCGAUAAUAUUAUUACGAUACACUGAUCCCGUUUUAUGUAUUACAAUAAUUAUCUGUAACGCAAGCCGAAAAUAGCAUUUUCUCUAUAAUAACGCGUAACGAAGUGAUCGGGGGAAACCGUGAUGGGUUCGCGAUGUUCGAAUAAAAAAAAAAUUUUAAAAAAAUUACGUUUUUUUUUUUUUUUUUUUAUCGCCGCCGUAAUAACUGAUUAACGUUAUUACGUACUCGGGUCUUAUAAUUGUAUAAGAACGGUAUAAUAUUGUUGUUAAAACAAUAUAUAUGUGCGGUAAAAAAAUAAUGAUAAAAAAUUGUAAAUUUUAGGUGUUUUUUUCUGAUGUAAAUAGUGAUUGAAAAAAAAAAAAAAAAAUUAACGAUAAUAAUAUUAUAAUAUAAAUUAAACGAAAUAUUAUGAAAAAUUGAUAAACGAUAUAUUAUUAUAUUAUUAAAAAUUUAAUAGGCGUAAAUUUUUUACUAGGUCAAUGUAUUAUUCUAAACUUAUAAUAACGGACAUUUUUAUAUAGAACUGAUUUAGUAGAUCCCGUAAUAUUAAUUAUUAUCGUAUUGUGCAUAGUCAAAUAUUAUAUUUAUAAGGCAUCCCACCCCACCUGACUCCGCCGUCGUCGUCGGUUCUGACGUUUGUUUUUUUUUUUUUUUUUUUUUUUUUUUUGUUUUCUUGUUCUUGGCUUUUCUAGAUUUUAUAUUUUUUAGCGAGAAAUCCCAAACCGUAUUUCGAUAUUAACCGCUGUUGAUUUUUAUUUCAUUUCCGUUUACCGUUUUAAUUCCGACAUAUUUUCGUGUCAUCGUGUUUUCGACCAAUAUUUUUUAACAUAUUAUAACGAUUUAUUAUAUUAUUAUAUUUCUAUAUUAUAUCUAUUAAACUAAAUACUAUAUUAUUACCUAUAUUAUUAAUAUUAUUAUACUAUUGAAAUCGUUUCGUUUUUUGCAUUGUUCAUUGUUUUUUUUUUUUUUUUUUUUUUUUUUUUGUUUUUUCGUAAUUUUCUAUUACAAUAAUACGAAUAUUAUAGACCCGUAUAGUUGACGUCCCGUGGUCCCGGCCAGUUGGACUGCCCAAAACCUUAACGAUAAAAACCAGAUAACAUUAGCGAAAAGCGAUGUCCGGGAAGAAAAAGACGCGACGUUUUCCGCGGUUUUUUCCACGGGGAAAAAAAAACCCCCCGUCCGUAAACAAUAUCAUCGAAACGACGGGAUUUUCGCGCGGUGAACAGUACCGAACGGUUGACGGGUCUAUGAUAACGUAGGUUUAUGCGUCCCAUCGUACGACUAUAUCGAAAUAUCAGUAUAAUGCACAGUGUAAUAUAGUCAAAUGUUUCGAUACAAUACUCGAUGGCGAUAAUAAUAUUAAUAAUAACGAAAUGAUUUGGCACUCCGGACGGCGUUAUAUUUACACUUGUUCCGUGAAAAGUGCGUCUUAAUACUAAUGCUCGUACCCGUUCGCUGCAGCAGGGACACUGCCAAACGAAAAUAAUACCGACCGGGUGCGUUUGUCCUCCGAUAUGGCUCGUCUCGAGUAUGAUAUAAUGUCGUAAUAUACUUAAUAUCCGGUGUUCGAAACUUAUAUAAUAGUAAUAAAAAAAAAAAAAAAAAUAAAAAAAAAUAAAUAAAAUAUUACCUUUAUUUAGAGAGGAAAUAAAAAAAAAAAGUGUGGCGUUAUUAUUGUUUUUCCCCGCCCCGUUCUUUAUUAAAUCUAUAAUAUCUAUAAAAAUACACUUAUUUAUUUAAUAGUUUUAAAAUUUUAUUAUUUAUUGUUUUAUUAAAUCACUAUAAAAACCCGUGCGAACCGUUUACUAAAAUUUUAUUCGUACUAUAUACCUGUAAUAUCUUAAUAUUAAUAUAUAUAUACAUACAUUAUAACACAAUAUAACGCUUGUGUAAUAUAAUACGUGUAAUUAAAAACUAUCAUUGUUAUAAUAAUAUUAUUAUUAUAUAAAAAUGAAUAACAUAAAAAUAUCCACAUAAUCUACCAUUAUAUAAUAAAAUUAUCAUUCUUAUUAUUAUUCAUAUUAUUCAUAUUCAUAUUAUUAUUAUUAUUAUUAUUAUUAUAAUUUUUAUCUUUAUUGAUUUUAUUGUUUAUUAUUGCCUACAUAUAUAUACAUGAUAUUAUCGUAAUAUUAUAGUCCGCACUUUUAGGGCCGAUAUUAUUAUCAUUAUUAUUAUUAUUAUUAUUAUUUUGUUGCCUAUAUUUAAGACGAAAAGUCACAAUAAACUGUACAUUUUAGACAUUUUUUUUUUUCUUGUUUUUUUUUUUUCUUUCGUUAUUGUUAUUAGACUAUACAAAUUGUGUGUUUUACUGCUAUUAUAUAUUAUAAUAUUAUAUUAUUAUCAUUAUUAUUAUUAUCAUUAUUAUUAUUAUUAUUAUAAUUAUUAUUAUUGUUAGGCUAAUGCUUAGAAAAAAAAAAAAACUAAAUACUUACCAAUAAUAUUUAUAUAGUUAAUUGCGAUUGUUUAUAUAGGACUUUUUUUUUUUUUUGUUUUGUUUUGUUUUUUUCUUUUUUUAAUUGUAUAAUUACUUCUUAUGAAUAAUCGUCAUAAUAAAUUAUUAUAAUACGAGAUGUUUUUUUACACAGCCUACUUUGAAAAUAAUGUACCUCUUAUAAACUUUAUAAAGAAAAAAGAACCCGAAAAUUUACCACAUUUCCCUGUUCACAAAACAACCCCACACCCCGUUCAUCAUAUCACAAUGGGAUCACCGCCGAAGUGAACUUUUAUCGACAAAAUAUACACAUAAAAAAAAUGUACGCAGAGGAAUAUCGGAAAUUUUCCCUUUUGUCGUAACCGCGUACCCAUAUGAGUUCUGCUGAGACUUAUCAAAAAAAAAAAAAAAAAACAUUACUAUAUAAUUGUAUACAGGUAAAACGCUAUUCAAUUAUCGUCACUAUACAUAUAAAAAUCGGUCUUACAAACUUCUUUUCUAUUAAGUAUCGGAUUUGUUAUCAAAUUGUUUAUCGCCACAUUAUGCCAACCCCGCGAACCGACCAUAAUUUCACUAUCGCGAUGCCUACCAAACACUUGUGCGAUUAUAAAAGACUCGUUUAUUUUUUUCCGACUUUAUCUAUUGAAAACAAUCGGUUUUUUAUACAAAAUCACACACACGCGGGCGCGUGGAAUAUAAAAUAAUAUUUUAGGUUAGAAUAAAUUAUACUUUUUCUUCUCUUUAUUUUUUUUUUUUUUUUUACCUUUGCAUCGCACUUCGUAAUAUCGUAGCGUCAGAAAAGUCACCGGCCGUCACACUAGAACCGUUUGUACGGCGGCGACAGCUUGCGUUCGACUCGCAGUGGCAACGCCGACGAUCACGCCGUACUUACGCUAUUUAUUAUUAUUAUUAUUAUUAUUAUUAUCAUCUUCAUAUAAAUAUAAUAUACAGGGUAUAUUCGCCACGGGAUUAAACAGUUUUUUUUUUUAACAAUUAUUAUUACAAUAUGUGUAUAGGAAAUUGUUAAAUCAUUACAUACACCCCGUAGGUAUAUGCGCGUAUCGAUCGCCUAUUAGUGUAGGUAUAUACCCUGUGAACGCCGCGUACGCGUCCAUGCCAAAUUUUUUUACAUACGAACACAUUAUAUGUAUAUUUGUUGUUUUUUUUUUCGUAUAGACCGAAUUCGCUAUAAAACGCAAAGUGUAAAGGCGGCGAAAGCUCUCGGAAUGCCAAAAUGGUACGACGCAAAAAUAUUACAAACUUAUAAUAAUAUAACCUAUAAAUACGUUUUUUUUGUAAUAAUAAUAAUAAUAAUAAUAAUAAUAGUAAUACGUGAGCAGCGAAAACGGAUUUCGAAAAGUCUUUCCCCGAUCCCCUCUCUCCCCCCCCCCCCCCCCUCCCGCCGUACGUUAUACGACGAGUAUAAUAUGUUCCCCCGUCUGACCCCCGCCCAACCCAAAAAAAAAAUUCCCCCGCCCCUUUUUUUUUUAACCCUCUGUAAAAUUCGUACAAAAUAAUAAGAGUAUUAUUAGUAUUUUAAGAUGGAAAAAAAAAAAAAAAAUAAAAAAUAUUUGUUUCAAACUAUUAUUAUAUAUUAUAUUACGAUGAUAUAAUAAUACACAGCGCGUAUAUUUACGUGUUAUGUACGAUAACGUUCGUUUUUGUUUUUGUUUUUUUUUUUUUUUUUUUUUUUUAUUUGUUUAUCGAAAUAGCGUUUGACAUAAUAAUAUAUUAUUAUAUAUAAUAUUGUUUUACGUCAUUUAAAAUAUUAUUAUUAUUAUUAUUAUCUGUAUACAUGUAUUAUAUUAUUAUAUUUAUACAUACAAAUAAUAGCAUAAUCAUAUUAUUAAUAUUAUACUCGUUUAUUAUUAUUAUAUUUUUUUUUUCCUGGCUUAAAACUUUGUACAUUUUAAGAUUUUAUUAUUAUUAUUAUUAUUAUUAUUAUUAUUAUUAUUGUGACGAAAUAAAAUUACGUUGAAUUUGAUCCUCGUCAAAC
Cinara cedri is the source of this 44123-nucleotide messenger RNA. The record is from the annotation of a GenBank genome assembly. Lineage: Eukaryota; Metazoa; Arthropoda; Insecta; Hemiptera; Aphididae.